UGCAUAGCCUCCACCGGAAAAUGAAAGGCUCUGUUUUGGAAGUGUCUCUCUAAAGAGAAGACUGACUGUCGACCGACGGACACUAUAAAUACCACGUCUUCUUCACAGCUAGGAAUUAGGGUUCAUAAAAUCCGCUACAGUUCUCUGAAUUUCAAAAUCCUCAGAAUUGGCGCGUAUUAGAUAUUCGCAUACAAAGUUCGAAGCACAUUUAUGAAUCUGGAUACAUGAAUUCACUUCUCCUUUGAGAAGAAAAAUCUGAAGAAGAUCAUGGACUUUUAUUACAGUAACAGUAAUGACAGCAACAUUUCACCAAUCAACGCUCAAAACUACAUAAGCAGAGGAAACCGUUACUUCGAUCCAUACGCUUCAUCAUCAGAUAAUAGUACAAAUAGCAGUUCUUCCAAUAAUAAUAUUCUCUCUCCUUUAUCUCGAUACCUUCGUUCUGGUUCGCCUGUGCCAUUUACUAGCCUUUCUCGAUCGCCUUUAGCUUCCAUAGAGAACAAUAUCGAGGUGUUUAGAACCCCUGUGAAGGUUGAAGAAGAUGAUGUGGUGGUUAUGGAUGGGAUUUUAGUUGAGAAGAAAUAUGGUGGUGUGAGAGGUAAAUUGACGUCAUCAGAUUCAGGUGGACGGUCGUCGUCUUCGGAAACUUGUAGGUGGUGGGAGGAUACGGGGACUUGCCGCUUUGGUUCCAAAUGCCGGUUUGUACACGGGAAAGAAGAUUUACGCCCAACUGCUUUUGCCAACAGGAAUCAAUCUGAGGUAUUAACAAUUGAACCAAAUGCACUGCUUAGCAGAUCAUGUUCAUAUGGACCAAGGGGUCGAUCUGUUCAUCACCAGGUCCACUCAACCGCAUCUUCAACAGAAUCAGCAGCAAUGGCCACCCCUACCACCACUGUUAAUAAACUUGCUGUGUCUAAUAAAGACAAAGAGCCUUCAAGCAGUGAAAGUAGCACCACUUCCGCCUCUACCAUUGCUAUUUCUGGCACUGACUGGUGUCCCCUGGAUGAUAAUAUCGAGGUUACUUUGCCGCCUUCUGGUGAAAAUUGUGCUUCCAGGGAAGAUGUUAAUGCUCAUGUACAGACUGUUCUCUAUGGUCCUUCUGGAAAGAAGCGAUUGCCGGUAUUCGUUGACUUUGUUGAGACUGACAACUCCCAAUAAGGUAAUCAAGAGCUGUUAGUUGCUUCAUUAUGUUCAAAAGGGUUGUAGGUGCUUUUGUUGUGUUGCAGAUUUGACAUCCUGAGAGUACUAUCACAACACUGACAAACUCAGAUAAUUUCUAGGAUAUGAAUGGAAAACUGGACAUAUAUCAUAUAACAUAGAAUCGCUGAUAGUGUUUCGUCUGAGACACGGAAUAAAGCUGGGAACAUAGCAAUAGUUGAUCUGAAGUGCAGGGCAGGGGUCUUGAGCCCCAAAUAAUCUCAGUUUACCCGAAUCAAGUGUUCGUUGUUCUUGUUUUUGAAUUGCUUUUCUGAAUGUUGAGCUUUUUGUAUGAAAGAUCAACUUAACAUCACCUGCA
Messenger RNA from Lycium barbarum (goji berry), 1516 nucleotides. RefSeq lists its product as uncharacterized. Gene Ontology annotation, molecular function: mRNA binding; metal ion binding. The record is from RefSeq and is a predicted model, not a curated record. NCBI's taxonomy places the organism in Eukaryota, Viridiplantae, Streptophyta, Magnoliopsida, Solanales, Solanaceae. The coding region runs from base 268 to 1158 and encodes 296 amino acids. The transcript has 4 exons.